AUGGCAGAGAUAUGCGAGCUUAAGGCUGCUAACGGCCGCAUCGAAGUUGAAUUGGAACGCACUCGUUCUCGGCUAGAUGACUCUCUUCGCGAAAGUCAUACGCUCCGGGCUGAAGCCAACCACCUCCGCCACGAUAUGGAGAUUCUUGAGUCGCAAAACGAGAUACUGCGUGAUAAGCUGGUAGAGACGAGAAGAGGCAUCGCUGGAGUAAUGCAGACACUGAGUUCGUUGCAAUCAGAGGGAAUGGAAACCACACUUGAUGACAUGAACGACAGCCAAUCAUCAGCCAUUGGCAACCAUGCAGUGUCAAGCGAGAUCUAA
Molecule: messenger RNA, 321 nt
Organism: Penicillium arizonense
Lineage: Eukaryota; Fungi; Ascomycota; Eurotiomycetes; Eurotiales; Aspergillaceae
Exons: 1
Coding region: 1-321 (106 amino acids)
Source: RefSeq, a predicted model, not a curated record